AUGACAUUGAGAUCAAACUGGCCUUUUAAGUUCAGAUAUACAAGAACGCAGCUCGAAAUAUUUAGGUUUUCAUUUUGUCUACUUGCUCCCAUUGCUGUCAUGUAUUACAUAGGGACAGACACUGAUAAAAAAUUAAACGUUCCAGGAUUUUGGCCAGAUCCAGCUUCAUUGAAUCAAAUACCUAAGGAACGAUAUGAGAUCAAGGCUGAGCUAGCAAGAAUGAAGAAGGAGAGAUUAGAGAAGAGAUUGAAACUCGAGAGAAAGUUGCAGGAAGAAUAUGGUAUAACGAAUCUAGAGGAAGAAAAAGAAAGGAUUAGAAAUGAGUUGAAAGCCGCUAAGGAUAAUAGCAGUAAUUAA
Molecule: messenger RNA, 357 nt
Organism: Kazachstania africana CBS 2517
Lineage: Eukaryota; Fungi; Ascomycota; Saccharomycetes; Saccharomycetales; Saccharomycetaceae
Gene: PET100
Product: Pet100p
Exons: 1
Coding region: 1-357 (118 amino acids)
Biological process (GO): mitochondrial respiratory chain complex IV assembly
Cellular component (GO): mitochondrial inner membrane; mitochondrion
Source: RefSeq, a predicted model, not a curated record